CGCUCAUUUCAGCUGGCACCCGCGCCGCGCGGCUGAGCCCAUAUCGGCAUCUCCCCCUCCUCCACGAGAGAGGCCGAGACAAACGGCCAAACCGACGACGCCUCCGUCCGUCCCCCGCCGGCCAUGAAACCCCCGUCCGCGGCCACCAAGCCUCCGCUCCCGUGGAUCUCCCCACUCCAGUACCGCAACCCCGCCCGCGCGGCGCCGCCCUCCCCUCCUCCUCCUCCGCCGCCCUCCCCGCCGCCGCCGCCGCGCUACCUCCACCACCCGGAGCUGGCCCGCCUCAUCGCCUCCUCCCACUCCGCGCAGCGCGCGCUCGACCUCUUCAACGCCGCCGCCUCUCAGCGCGGGUUCUCCCACACCCCCGCCACCUUCUCCGCGCUCCUCGUCCGCCUCGCUCGCGCGCGCCUACCGCACGCCGCCGCCGCCGUCCUCCGCCGCGCCGCCUCCGAGCCCUGCAGGUUCCAGGAGCCGCAGUUCCUGCCGCUCGUUCGCCUCCUCCCACCCGACCGCGCGCUCACUCUCCUCCGCCUCCUCCCCACGCUGCUCCGCCAGAGCCGCGUCUCGCACAAGGCCCUCGCCGUCUGCCUCGACCGCCUCGUCUCCUCCCACCGGCCCGACGUCCUCACCGAACUGCUACUCGACCUGCGCGACCCCCGCAACAAGUACCUUCCCAAGCCCAAUACCUGCGUCUACAACAUCCUCAUCAAGCACUACGUCAAAAACGGCGAAUUGGAGACCGCGUUCAAAGUGCUCGACGAAAUGCGUGAGUACACCUGCGCGGAUGUGAGGCCAAACUUGAUCACCUAUUCAACCUUGAUCGGUGGGCUCUGUCGUGGGGGUAAGAUGAAGGAAGCAUUUGACCUAUUUGAGGAGAUGAUCGAGAAGGACCGCAUCGUGCCAGAUCAGCUGACCUACAAUGUGAUCAUCGACGGAUUCUGUAGGCUGGGGCAGCUGGAGAAGGCACAUGCAAUCUUUGGAUUUAUGAGGAGGAAUGAGUGCGAGCCAAAUGCUUUCAACUACGCCACUCUGAUUAAUGGACACUGCAAGAAAGGGGAAGUUGAGGCCGCGAGGGUGGUGUUCGAGGAAAUGAGAAGUGCUGGUGUGGAGCCAGAUGCUGUCAGCUACACGGCACUGAUUGGUUGCCUUUGUAGGCAUGGGAGCGUGGAUGAGGGCAUCAAUCUUGUUCUGGAGAUGAAGGAGAAGGGGUGUAGGGCUGAUGUUGUCACAUACAAUCUGGUGAUCGAGGGGCUGUGUAAAGAUGGGCGGAUGGUGGAGGCGAUGGACCUGCUUGAGAGCGUGCCACUGGAAGGAGUUCGGUUGAAUGUCGCGAGCUAUCGGAUUGUUAUGAAUUGCUUGUGCUCCCGUUGGGAGAUGGAUAAGGCGGUUGGCUUGCUGGGGCUGAUGCUUGGACGAGGGUUUUUACCGCACUAUGCAGCCUCAAACAACCUGUUGAUUGGUCUGUGUGAUGUCGGACGAGUAGCGGAUGCGAUGGUCGCAUUGUAUGGAUUGGCUGAUAUGGGGUUCAUGCCAGGGGCCAGUUGUUGGGAAAGGCUUAUCGAGGCUGUGUGCCGGGAGAGAAAGCAAAGGAGAUCUAUUGAGCUGCUGGAUGUCUUGAUUGGUGAAGGUUGAGCAAAUGAACUCACAGCAGCGUGGAUUUGUUUGACUGAUUUGAUCACCCCAAGGGGAGAUGAGGUGAACCAGAUCUGAAGACCUCUCCAACAAUGCAGCGAUGAUACUAGUAAGAAAAAAUCACCUCCACAAAGGAUGAACAUGCAUGAGCGUCUCAGACAAACAAUUUUGACAGGGGAUACUUCCAUUUCCACUGCACAGUGGAAAUAACAGCAGUUUUACAGGAUUGAAUGGAAGUUCAGCAACGAAGAAAAGACUACCUGGCCCCACUGCUGACAGCAAGAAACAGGACCUAGCACAAGUUUAUCUUACAGAACAAGCCAUUACAUCCAAAAGAUAUCAACCAUCAAGACUCAAGAGACAAGGACCCCAUAACAUCGUCAGGCUCAACUUCAUAGUUCUGCGAAGUGUUGUCAUUGGGGAGGUAGUCCAGCAUGAGGUGGGGGGGGGGGGGGGGGCGCAGGUUUGACACCCAAACCUGCCUUGCCGUCGUCGGCUCUGGCAAACAAAGAUACAUUACCAGGGAUAACCCAAGGGGGCGUGAUCUUCAACAGGACCAUGUUUGCUGCGAAACUUCAACCGGGCCAGUUAUCAAGCUGGUUUAGAUAGAAACCACAAUCAUCAAAAUAGCUUUCUUUGGUGACAUUUUUUGGCGGGUAGUGGGGGUGUUCUUCAGAGGGUGCCCGGCGAAGCAUUAUUUUUUAUGACAACAUAAAGGGGGCCUCCCCAUUUAAAAUACCCUCCCCUACUUUUUACUUCAUGCAACUAAUGCUAAUUGUAAUUUACUCCUUUUUUGGAGGUAGUACCUGUAUGAUCCAUGAUUGCUUCGUGGUUUAGAAACAGGGGAACUUAUGGUUUAACUUUGGUGAUUUCGAAUGUAAAUUGUCAGGAAAGACUGCAAGUGUAUUGUUCGGUUGAAACAACGAGGCAGCUUAAUGCAACAACUACUCGUA
Phragmites australis (common reed) is the source of this 2585-nucleotide messenger RNA. Its product is annotated as pentatricopeptide repeat-containing protein At5g18475. Bases 124 to 1632 code for a protein of 502 amino acids. Gene Ontology annotation, molecular function: protein binding. The transcript has a single exon. Lineage: Eukaryota; Viridiplantae; Streptophyta; Magnoliopsida; Poales; Poaceae. The record is from RefSeq and is a predicted model, not a curated record.